AUGGUAUACAAGGGCGGAAAGGCUAACCGAUCACCUUCAUGUGUCUUCGUUGGCAACCUUCCAGAGAAGGUAGACAAUCGUGAUAUCCACGAUCUCUUUGACAAGUUUGGAGAAAUCAAAGAUAUUGACAUAAAACACGGCAAAACAACCAACUACACAUCUUAUGCGUUCAUCGAUUUUGCAAGCGUAAGAUCGGCCGAGGAUGCAGUAGAUUCGAGGGACGGGUACGAAUAUGAUAGGUACAAGCUGCGUGUCGAGUUCGCAGGAGAAGGGAAACCUCGCAAACACGACGACGACAGAAGGGAUCGUGACAGACACAGGACCGAUUACAGACUCGUAAUCAGCAACUUGCCACACGGAUGCCGGUGGCAGCACCUCAAGGACCACAUGAGGAAGGCAGGCCCAGUAGGAUACGUGAACAUCUCGCACGGCAAGGGCUACGUGGACUUCAUUCACAAGUCGGACAUGAAGUACGCUCUGAGGAAGAUGGACGGCUCGGAGCUCUCGACGCCGGACGACACUUCGCGCAUAAAGCUACGCAGAGACCGUAGGAGAAGCAGGUCCAGGUCGAGAGACGGACACAGGCGCAGGUCCCACUCGCGCCGCUCGAGGUCAUAUAGCCGCGACAGGUCGAGGUCGCUCCACAGGUCCAGAUCGCCACUCAGGUCCGAGGAGAGGUCGGCAGACCGCUACGAGCAGAGGUCAAGGUCUCUCGAGAGAAGGUCCAACAGGUCGCGCUCGCUCGAGAAGAGGUCGGCAGACCGCUCGAGGUCAACUGAAAGGUCCAGGUCAAGGACCAGGUCAGUGCACAGGUCCCCGGAAAAGAGGUCCAGGUCAUUCAGCGACAGGUCCAAGGCCAGCCGCUCGAGGACGUACAGCAAGAGCGCGUCUCGCGAGAAUUUGAAGUUGAAUGGCGACUUGGCCACGGAGAAGCUGAGGUACGAUCGUGACGCCGAGACGGAGACUGCCGCAGAGACGUAUAGAGAAAGUCCUCUACAAGUUUAA
This is a messenger RNA of Theileria orientalis strain Shintoku, 1005 nucleotides long. RefSeq names its product splicing factor. Gene Ontology annotation, molecular function: mRNA binding. The coding region runs from base 1 to 1005 and encodes 334 amino acids. The transcript is spliced from 3 exons. Lineage: Eukaryota; Apicomplexa; Aconoidasida; Piroplasmida; Theileriidae. Gene Ontology annotation, cellular component: ribonucleoprotein complex; nucleus; cytoplasm. The record is from RefSeq and is a predicted model, not a curated record.